AUGGAAAAACAGCCGGAGGACGAAGCCAAGGUAGGGGAGCACUGGUUCUGUAAGUGGGGGCGUCAGUGCGAGGACGAAGCCGAGGACAUCGAAGACGUUGAGCAGCUGUCUCCCGAGCUGCAGGACGGCAAGGACGACAAAGACGACAAGGGGGAUGAGGAGACGGUGGGGCUCAAGAGCGAGCAGCAAAAACUGUGGCACCUCUUCCAGAUCUCCGCCACAUCCGUGGCCCAGCUCUACAAGGGUUCGGAGUGCCCGCAGUCAGAACUUUCCAUGUGGGACCGCUUCCAGAGUGCAGCCAUGGCUUUGACGAGCCUCUACAAAGAGAGCAGGGAUGCCCAGCAACGAAGUUUCAACCUGGGCGUCAAGGUUGGCUACCAGCGCCGCAUCAAAGAUGUGCUGGAUUGGGCGAAGAAGGGCCAAAACUCUAUUCUCCGCGAAGACUUGAUUAGUUUCCUCUGUGGCAAAGUGCCCCCUGAUCCUCCUCCAGUGGCCCCCCAUCUUCCACCACCGUCUCUGGACUUUGACUUACAGCCCUUCCAAGAGGCCAUCGACCUGCACGACCUCAGUGGCGCCAUGUCUAGCAUCAGCGUGCAGUCUGGUCCACCCAGCUCCCCGCCUCAAGCUGGUGGCUUUUCGAGCAAUGUCACUAGCGAUGAUCUCCAAAACAGUAGCACCCUCAAGGACGACUUGAGCUCCUGCAAUUCAGAAGAUCUGGCCCGCCACCUGGCCAGUGGGGGGAACCGUAAACGCACCUCGGCCGAGUGCAGUGAUGUCAUCACAAAUACCCCAACCCACAAGCGCAACCGAAUGGUCUAA
Molecule: messenger RNA, 819 nt
Organism: Eptesicus fuscus (big brown bat)
Lineage: Eukaryota; Metazoa; Chordata; Mammalia; Chiroptera; Vespertilionidae
Gene: HAPSTR2
Product: HUWE1 associated protein modifying stress responses 2
Exons: 1
Coding region: 1-819 (272 amino acids)
Source: RefSeq, a predicted model, not a curated record